Molecule: messenger RNA, 1566 nt
Organism: Aplysia californica (California sea hare)
Lineage: Eukaryota; Metazoa; Mollusca; Gastropoda; Aplysiida; Aplysiidae
Product: prostaglandin reductase-3
Exons: 1
Coding region: 27-1202 (391 amino acids)
Cellular component (GO): mitochondrion
Molecular function (GO): zinc ion binding; oxidoreductase activity
Source: RefSeq, a predicted model, not a curated record
AAACUUCGUAAUUUACGUGUUUCGCUAUGUACGUGCUAGAUUAUUACAUAUUAUGUAAUUUGGAUUUUUUUGGUUUUGUUCUGUUGGUUCUUUGGUUUCGAUUGCUGUUUUCCUCUCUGCCAACAGACACCAACAUACGGAGAAAAGUGAAUACAAUGGCUUCGACUGAAAUCCCUGCUACUCAGAAACAAAUUGUUGUGAAGAAACUGGGUGUGAACUUCCGUGAUGUGACAAGGAUUGAGGAAGGGCCUGUACCGUCUCCUGAGAAGGAGCAGAUCUUAGUCAAGAACAAGUACGUGGGCAUCAACGCCUCGGACAUCAACUUCACCAACGGUCGCUACUUUGACCUCCAGCUGCCGUGUGCAGCUGGUAUGGAAGCGUUGGGGGAGGUGGUGAGAGUGGGAGAAAACUCCAAGUUCAAAGUUGGUCAGUAUGUAGCUUACAUGAAUCCUGGAGCUUUCGCGGAGUACACGGUGGCCGCUGAUGCUGUAUCUGCUCACGUACCUUCUCUCGAGGCUGAACAGCUAGCCAUGUUUGCCAGCGGCUUGGCCGCGGCCGUUGCGCUGGACAAGGAAGCAGAUCUGAAGGCAGGGAAGACGGUUCUAGUCACGGCGGCUGCUGGAGGGGCCGGGCAGUUUGCUGUACAGAUAGCGAAACUGGCCGGAUGUCACGUGAUUGGAACGUGCUCUACUGAACGUAAAGUCGCCUUCCUUUCUCAACUGGGUUGUGAUCGUGUUGUGAACUACACGAAAGAAAAUCUCAAUCUUGUUCUGAGUUCGGAGUACCCGCAAGGGAUCGAUGUAGUCUUCGAAUGUGUCGGGAAAGAACUUUUCGACGCCGCGCUGAAAAACCUUGCUCGCUUAGGCCGCAUCGUUGUGAUUGGUCAAAUAUCGUGCUACCCUGAAAACGAGGACAAAAACACGUUCGAGGAGCUCAAGUUUGAGUCUGAGGUCUCCAUCCCUUUGACUUUACUCGUCAAAUCGGCCAGUUUAAGAGGCAUGAUUCUCACAGACUACUUUGGUGAAAUUCAACGUUAUGUGGAUACCCUGGUGGGGCUCCGUGAGCAAGGGAUGAUCAAAGCAUUCGCAGACAGGGGCGAAGACGCUCCCAGCGGUCCUUUCGUGGGACUAGAGAAAAUUGUAGACGCUGUGGAAUAUCUGUAUUCACGAAAAAGUGUAGGAAAAGUCAUGGUUGAACUUUAAUAUGACUGAAUACUCUGAUCCAUCAUUAGUAGGCCGUGACGUCACACAAAAGUGUCAUCGACGGAACACGCGGAGCUGUCGCCAGAAUAUCCAACAUGUUGAAACCACCGGUUUGGCCUCAAGGCUUAAUUUUUUCUAGCAGUUUUUCACCAUCUUAUAUUAUAUGGUUCUACCGCCAGGCUUACCUUUCCAUUCCCAGCCGGCAGUUUGGAACAUAAGCGUAGGGCCUUUUUGUCUGAUUUAUUCAUCAUCCUCAUUUUCUCUUUAGGUAUGCCCAGGAUGGGCCAUUGUUCAAGUUUAAAGGUUCAUCAGUUGUAGGGAUGUCAAUUAACGUCUACCUGUACACCUGUUUAAAAAACAUGUC